Molecule: messenger RNA, 1487 nt
Organism: Echinops telfairi (small Madagascar hedgehog)
Lineage: Eukaryota; Metazoa; Chordata; Mammalia; Afrosoricida; Tenrecidae
Gene: CPB2
Product: carboxypeptidase B2
Exons: 11
Coding region: 53-1324 (423 amino acids)
Biological process (GO): proteolysis; fibrinolysis
Molecular function (GO): zinc ion binding; metallocarboxypeptidase activity
Source: RefSeq, a predicted model, not a curated record
UCUGGGCUCUUCAGAGCCCAACACUCUCGUUCCAGAGAAAACCCCUCUUGAGAUGAAGCUUUAUCGCCUCUGUGUCCUUUUAAGCGUCGUUUUCUUCAAUGAGCAACAUGCCUCCACAUUCCAGAGUGGCCAGAUUUUAUUGGCUCUUCCUAGAACCUCCAGGCAAGCUGAAAUUCUGCAAAACCUUACUGAAAAAUAUGAGAUUGUUCUCUGGCAGCCAGUAACGGCAGACCUUAUUAGGAAGAAAGAGGAAGUUCAUUUUUUUGUGAAUGACUCCGACGUCAGCAUUGUGAAAGCCCAUCUGAAUGUGAGCCGGAUUCCAUUCAGUGUCUCCAUAGAAAAUGUUGAGGAGCUCAUCCGACAGCAGACGGCCAAUGACACGGUCAGCCCCCGGGCCUCCUCGUCGUACUACGAACAGUAUCACUCGCUAAACGAAAUCUACUCUUGGAUAGAAGUUGUAACUGAGAGAUAUCCUGAUAUGGUUGAAAAAAUCCACAUUGGAUCCUCCUAUGAGAAGAACCCACUUUAUGUCUUGAAGGUUUCCAAAAAAGAACAGACAGCUAAAAAUGCCAUAUGGAUUGACUGUGGAAUCCACGCCAGAGAAUGGAUUUCUCCUGCCUUCUGUUUGUGGUUCAUAGGCUAUGUAACUCAAUUUUAUAGGAGAGAAACGCUAUAUACUAAUCUUCUGAGACACAUGGAUUUCUAUGUCAUGCCAGUGAUUAAUGUGGAUGGUUAUGAUUACACCUGGAAAAAGAAACGAAUGUGGAGAAAGAACCGAUCUUUUCACAAGGACAAUGCUUGCAUCGGAACAGAUCUCAACCGGAACUUUGCUUCCAAACACUGGUGUGAGGAAGGCGCAUCAAGUUAUUCAUGCUCGGAAACCUACUGUGGCCCCUACCCUGAGUCCGAACCAGAAGUGAAGGCAGUGGCUGAUUUCUUGAGAAAAAAUAAGGACCACAUUAAAGCUUACAUAACGAUGCAUUCAUACUCCCAACAGAUAUUGUUUCCAUAUUCCUAUAAUAGAAGCAGAAGCAAAGACCACCAGGAGCUGUCUCUAGUGGCCAGUGAAGCUGUUCAAGCUAUUGAGAGUGCUAGUAAAAAUAUCAAGUAUUCACAUGGCAGCGGCUCGGAAAGUUUAUAUCUAGCUCCGGGAGGUUCGGAUGACUGGAUUUAUGACCUGGGCAUCAAAUACUCAUUUACAAUUGAACUUCGAGAUAAAGGCGCCUUUGGAUUCUUGCUGCCUGAACGUUUCAUCAGACCAACCUGCAACGACGCUCUAGCCGCUGUGCAUAAAAUAGUCCAGCAUGUCAUUAGGAAUGUUUAAUGCCUUUGAUUUUAUUGCUCUGUGUCCACGUUUUAAUUUACUGAUUCCAGCAAAACCAGAUAAUUGUAUCAGUUUCCUUUAAAUUUUAUCAAGCUUGGUUAAAAAAUGUUCUUAUUUUUUGGUUGUUGUCAAAAACCACAAUAAAUGGCUACCUUGAAAUUAA